Molecule: messenger RNA, 546 nt
Organism: Vicia faba (fava bean)
Lineage: Eukaryota; Viridiplantae; Streptophyta; Magnoliopsida; Fabales; Fabaceae
Source: the annotation of a GenBank genome assembly
AUGAGUGACCAAUCCAUAACAAGUUUAACAAGUUUCAACCAUGAUUCUCUUUCACCAGAUUCUGUUCUCGUUCCUUUGAAGCUUCAAACAAUUUUCUCAGGAAAAGAAGUAACAGAUUCAGAAGACAAAAACCUAGUACCAACAGAAACUCAAACACAAAUGUUGUUGUUGCCGAAAAAUAACAACAUGAACAAGGUUGUUAAGAAGAAAAGGGAAAGUAAGAGUUUAUCAGACCUUGAAUUUGAGGAGUUAAAAGGGUUCAUGGAUCUGGGUUUUGUUUUCUCAGAAGAAGAUAAAGAUUCAAACUUGGUUUCAAUUAUUCCUGGGUUACAAAGAUUUGGGAAGAAAGAUGAAGAACAAGAAGAAGAUGUUUGUGAUGAGUCUAUGAUUCAAAGACCUUAUCUUUCUGAAGCUUGGGAGGUUCAUGAGAGGAAAAAAGAGAAGCCUUUGAUGAAAUGGAAAGUUCCUGCUAUGAAGAAUGAAAUUGAUAUGAAAAAUAGUCUCAGAUUGUGGGCACACAAUGUUGCUUCUACUGUUAGAUGUUAG